AUGUUUUCCUCAGUGAAGCCCUACGAGAACCAGCGGUACGCCUCGCUCAAGAAGGAGUGCCAGCGGCGGAAGCAGCUCUUCGAGGACCCGCUCUUCCCCGCCAACGACGACUCCCUCUUCUACAAGUCAAGGAUUCAGGGCAUCCAGUGGAAGCGACCCAAAGAAAUCUGCAAUGAUCCACGUCUCUUUGUGGAUGGGAUCAGCUCCCAUGACUUGCACCAGGGCCAGGUUGGGAACUGCUGGUUUGUGGCUGCCUGCUCCUCCCUGGCAUCCCGGGAGUCUCUGUGGCAGAAGGUCAUCCCAGACUGGAAGGAGCAGGAGUGGAACCCUGAGAAACCCGAGAGCUACGUGGGAAUCUUCCACUUCCAGUUCUGGCGUUUUGGUCAGUGGCUGGAUGUGGUGAUCGAUGACCGCCUGCCCACACUCCACAAUCAGCUCAUCUACUGCCACUCCAACUCCAGGAAUGAGUUCUGGUGUGCCUUGGUGGAGAAAGCUUAUGCCAAGUUGUCAGGCUGUUACGAGGCCCUGGAUGGAGGCAACACAGCUGAUGCCCUGGUGGAUUUCACUGGUGGGGUCUCUGAGCCUAUCGACCUGACCGAAGGGGACUACAUCGCUGAUGAAGCCAAGCGCAACCUCCUCUUUGAGCGCGUGUUGAAGGUGCACAACAGGGGAGGCCUCAUCAGCUGCUCCAUCAAAGCCACGUCAGCAGCUGACAUGGAGGCUCGCCUGGCCUGCGGACUGGUGAAGGGCCACGCGUACGCGGUGACGGACGUGCGGAAGGUCCGUCUGGGCCACGGCCUUCUGUCCUUCUUCAAGUCGGAGAAGCUGGACAUGAUCCGCAUGCGCAACCCGUGGGGUGAGCGGGAGUGGAACGGCCCUUGGAGUGACACCUCUGAGGAGUGGCAGAAAGUGAGUAAAAGUGAGAGGGAGAAGAUGGGAAUGACAGUGGAAGAUGAUGGAGAGUUCUGGAUGACCUUUGAAGAUUUCUGCAAAUACUUCACGGACAUCAUCAAGUGCCGUCUGAUCAACACCUCCUACCUGAGCAUCCACAAGACCUGGGAGGAGGCAGUGCUACACGGAGCAUGGACCAGAAGCAGUGACCCCUUGAAAAACCGCUCCGGAGGCUGCAUCAACCACAAGGACACUUUUCUGCAGAACCCCCAAUAUGUGUUUGAUGUGAAGAAGGCAGAAGAUGAAGUGCUGAUCUCCAUCCAGCAGAAGCCCAAAAGGACCAGUCGCAAAGAGGGCAAAGGAGAGAACUUGGCCAUAGGCUUUGAUAUCCAUAAGGUGGAGCUGAAUAGGAACUACCGGAUGCACACGCUGCAGCAGAAGGUGGCCAGCUCCAUCUACAUCAACUCCCGCAGCGUCUUCCUGAGGACAGACCUGAAGGAAGGCCGCUACGUCAUCAUCCCCACCACUUUUGACCCCGGUCACGAAGGCGAGUUCCUUCUCAGGAUUUUCACAGACGUGCCUUCAGAUUGCCGAGAGUUGACACUGGAUGAGCCGCCACACACCUGCUGGAGUGGGAUGUGUGGCUACCCACAAGUAGUAUCCCAGAUCCAUGUCCUUGCUGCAGCUGGGCUCAAGAAUCAGGAUUCCCAAGGAGGAGCUGAUCCUUAUGUGAUCAUCAAGUGUGAAGGGCAGAAGGUUCGUUCUCCAGUGAAGAAGAACACGGUAUCACCAGAGUUUGAUGUGAAAGGGCUCUUCUACCGCAAGAAGCCAGGACAACCCAUCAUUGUUCAGAUCUGGAACCACAACUUGAUAAGUGACGAGUUCUUGGGCCAAGUGGUGCUCACGGGGGAUCCCAGCGACCGGCAGUCGGUGCACACGCUGCACCUCCAGGACAGGGGGAACAGGAGGUCAAACGAUCUCCCUGGAACCAUUGCUGUGAUGCUGCUCAGCAGUAACAUCCUCACUAAUGUCUGAGUAUUUAAGAGUGACUCUUCUGGUGCCACAUAUGUGAAUAUAAACAUGCACACGUACAUAUACAUAUAUAUAGAGAGAGAGACACACAGAGCCUUCCUACCAUCUGCAAAGUGUAUAUGAACCAUGCAUGCAUUCCACUCCAAGGAGCCAAUCUUGUGUUUUCAAUGUUAAAAAAAUGGUGCCUUUUUUUGGGGGAACCUCAAUGAUCCUUCUGCUGGCGUCCUCUGCAGCCUCCCAGGCUACCACAUGCACUGUGGGACCGCUGUGAGCACGCUGUGUGUCCUGACA
Messenger RNA from Agelaius phoeniceus (red-winged blackbird), 2214 nucleotides. It is a transcript of the gene CAPN5, whose product is annotated as calpain 5. Gene Ontology annotation, cellular component: cytoplasm. The record is from RefSeq and is a predicted model, not a curated record. Gene Ontology annotation, biological process: proteolysis. NCBI's taxonomy places the organism in Eukaryota, Metazoa, Chordata, Aves, Passeriformes, Icteridae. Gene Ontology annotation, molecular function: calcium-dependent cysteine-type endopeptidase activity.